Entamoeba invadens IP1 is the source of this 672-nucleotide messenger RNA. RefSeq lists its product as hypothetical. The transcript is spliced from 4 exons. Lineage: Eukaryota; Evosea; Mastigamoebida; Endamoebidae. Bases 1 to 672 code for a protein of 223 amino acids. The record is from RefSeq and is a predicted model, not a curated record.
AUGUUAAAAAAGUGUAAAAGAGAAGAUGGAAACUACGAAUUUGACAAACCCAAUUUCAAGAAUUUGAAUAAGAUUUUUGAAGUAACACAAUUUCCUCGUUAUUCGAUACAAGAAAUGACAAAAAACAUUCAUUUAACAAAUCAAGACGUUUACGGGUAUGUUACCGCUUUCUUCAUAUUAUUUAGAAAAGAAGUAUGCUAUUAUUAUGGGUGUCCAACAUGUAAAAUAAGUGUUGAAGAAACUGCACACAAAUGUAAACAUUGUAACCGUGAUAAAAUAAAUCCUAUUAAAUAUUUUAAACUUAUCGCCACAAUUCAAGACAGUUCAAAUCAACAAGAAAGUGUCAUUUUAUUUGAUGAUGUGUUGGAUGAUUUAUUUGGAAAAACUACUGAUAAAAUGGUGGCAAUGCAAACCAAUGAUACUGACGAUUUUUAUAAUUGUUUAAAAGCAAAAACUUGUGUGUUAUUUAAAAUGGAUUUAAAAGGAAAACAAGAAUUGUAUAAAGACUCGUAUAGAACGGCGUUCAUACUUCGAAAGGUAUCAAAACCUCUUUAUAAGGUUAAACAAAAAUACUUUAUCAAACAGUUUGUUUAUAUUUUAAGACAACUACCAGAUUUCAAUAAAUAUAUAUUGGCAUUUUCACUAUAUUUAAUAAUUAGUAAACAUAAAUGA